AUGGAUUUAUUUGAUCUUGGUUGCACUUUCUCCAUGGUCCACAAAGGCACCACCAUCUUUGUUCUAAAAAGAAUCUCCACUUACGUUGGGAGGUUCAUCGCUGAAUCAAGCUUGGACAGUGGCAAGACCACCUAUAUCUUGGUUAGGUCUGCCUCAGCCUCUUCCCCUUCAAAGGCUGCAGCAUCGCAGGAACUCACCGACAGAGUUUCUUCGUCUCAAACUUGUAAGGAGCCGAAAGAAAAUAAAUUGAGGGAUUACCACACCGAUGUCGUCAUUUCAGCCACUGGAGGUGAAAGCAUCCUUGGGCAACUUACACAGAUAAAAGCCAUUAAAGCUGUUGGAACUGUCAAGAGGUAUUUGCCUUCAGAGUUUGGACAUGACAUCAACAAGGCUAACCCAGUCAAGCCUGGUCUCAGUUUCUAUGACCUGAAGAGAAAAGUUUGCCGUGCAACUGAGAAUGCGCGCGCGGGAGUUCCAUACUACAUUUGCUGCAACUCUAUUGCUGGUUGGCCUUACUUCGAUAAAACUCACCCUUCACCGUUGGGUCAGUUUAACAUUUAUGGAGAUGGCGAUGCAGAAGCAUACUUUGUGGGUGGAGUAGAUAUUGGGAAAUUCACCAUGAAAGCCUGCUUUGAUUCAGUAACUCUCAAUACUGUUCAUUUUCGCCUGGUUUGCAAUAAGUUCAGGUUGAACAAAAUGGCAUCUUUAUGGGAGAGUAAAAUUGGGAGGAUCCUCCCAAGAGUCAUCUUAAUAGAAAAGAAUUUGCUGACCAUGGCAACGGAAUACAGCUUUCCAGGGAGUGCGGUUGCAGCCCUGAGUGGUAAUAUCUUCAAACAAAGUUGCCAAACCAAUUUCCACAUCCAAGAGCAUAAAGAUGUCGAAAUUAGCUCCCCGUACCCUGAAACUUCUUAUCACUGCUUUGAUGAAUUUGUAAGGGACCUGCCACUUAAAGAACGUGCUGAUAUACUGCGCGAGAUAGCAUGGUGCACUUAA
This is a messenger RNA of Asparagus officinalis (garden asparagus), 993 nucleotides long. RefSeq names its product leucoanthocyanidin reductase-like. NCBI's taxonomy places the organism in Eukaryota, Viridiplantae, Streptophyta, Magnoliopsida, Asparagales, Asparagaceae. The record is from RefSeq and is a predicted model, not a curated record.